This is a messenger RNA of Pelobates fuscus (common spadefoot toad), 1105 nucleotides long. It is a transcript of the gene MTX1, whose product is annotated as metaxin 1. The transcript has 8 exons. Gene Ontology annotation, biological process: mitochondrion organization. Gene Ontology annotation, cellular component: cytoplasm; SAM complex. The record is from RefSeq and is a predicted model, not a curated record. Lineage: Eukaryota; Metazoa; Chordata; Amphibia; Anura; Pelobatidae. The coding region runs from base 18 to 980 and encodes 320 amino acids.
GUCACCAUCAGGGAAACAUGGCGGCGCCCAUGGAGCUGUACUGCUGGAAGGGAGACGGGGGACUUCCCACAGUGGACGUGGAUUGUCUGACCGUGCUGACAUAUGCCAAGUUCUCAGGAGCUCCUCUGAAGGUUCACAAGAUCUCCAACCCAUGGAAAAGCCCCUCAGGUCAGAUGCCUGCUCUAAAGACGCAGGAUGAAGGAGUCAUCUUUCAGAACACUAAAAUUAUUAACUAUUUAAGGAAACAGAAAUACAAUGCAGAUUACGACCUGUCAGCCAAACAGGGAGCUGAUACGCUGGCAUUUAUAUCUCUGCUGGAGGAGAAGCUGCUCCCAGCCCUGAUUCACACAUUUUGGGUGGAUGCCAGGAAUUAUGUGGAGCACACACGCAAGUGGUAUGCAGAAUUAAUCCCUUUCCCCCUGAAUUUCUUUAUUCCAAACCAAAUGCACAAGAGAGCGUUGGAACGCCUGCAGCUGAUCAGGGAAGAGAGCUGGGCAGAGGAGGAUGAUGCCUUAGAGAAACAGCUCUACGCAGACGCACAGGAAUGCAUGAGUUUAUUAUCGCAGCGACUAGGAACAAAGAAAUUCUUCUUUGGAGACUCGCCUGCCUCUCUUGAUGCACACAUUUUCAGCCAUUUAGCGCUAAUUCUGAACACUAAACUACCCAGCAACAGGUUACAGCAACACCUGAAGACACUGAAUAACCUGUGUCAAUACUGCAACUCCAUACUCGACAUUUACUUUGAACGGGAAGGAGACAGCAUUCCUCGUGUGGCCCCAAAAACACCAACUGCAGAGACACCAGAUUCUGACGAGGAACCCCACAAACGGCGUAACCAGAUCCUUUCGGUGGCAGUUGCUCUUCUGGCUAUGGUUGGAUACGCUGUGCUAACUGGGAUUGUCUCAAUCCAGCAUAUGGCGUCAGACUCUGCCCUUGAACGACGUCUCACAGUGGAUGACAAUGAAGAAGAUGAGGAGUGAGACAGAGUGGACCAUUUUAGUUCCCAAGACACUUUGCAUUCCGUACCCUUAACUACAGGGGGCUGGAGAUCACCGGACUCAGCUUAUUUUUGGACUUCAAACAUUAAAAUUUAUGAUUUCUCUUA